Molecule: messenger RNA, 2106 nt
Organism: Peronospora belbahrii
Lineage: Eukaryota; Oomycota; Peronosporomycetes; Peronosporales; Peronosporaceae
Source: the annotation of a GenBank genome assembly
AUGGGCAAAAUCGUUGACUCAAUUCGUAGUGUGUACUCGGCUCGUGCGGAAGACGCAUCUGCACGUCCUACAAUUUCUUUUGAAUUUUUUCCUGCCAAGACAAAUGCUGGUGUCUUUAAUCUACUGACACGUGUGGAGGAAAUGGGAUUGACCCUACAGCCGACGUUUGUGACGCUUACAUGGCGUUCCGCUUUUAAAGACGAGACACUUUGGUUACGUAUUGGUGCUCACAUUCAAAACGAAUUUCAAAUUGAUGUCUUAUUACAUCUUACUUGUCAUUUACCUACGGAACACUUGAAACGUAUCCUCAAGAAUGCGCGUGCUGCAGGCAUUCGUAAUAUUCUUGCGCUUCGAGGAGAUCCACCCAUUGGAGCCGAGCGUUGGUCGCCUGUAGAGGGUGGACUAAGCAAUGCCAAAGACCUUAUCAAGCUGAUUCGAGAAGAGCAUGGAGACUUUUUCUGUAUUGCCUGCGCAGGGUACGCAGAAGUGCACACCGAGUCGUGGAACCACCCGAACCUGCCACCGUCAAACGAGGCUCGCGCUCUAGAUCUACAACGGCUUAAAGCCAAGCAAGAUGCGGGAGCAGACUUUAUUAUCACCCAGUUCUUUUUUGAUGUAGACAAUAUGAUCCAGUGGAUUGCCGAUUGCAAAGAUGCAGGGAUAACUAUCCCCAUUUUACCUGGCUACCUACCGAUCCAGAAUUACAGCUCCUUUUGCAAGUUUACAAGCUGGUGCAAGACUCGAGUGCCGGAACAGGUAUUGAUGGAUCUGAAUGCUAUUAAGAACGACGACGCGGCUGUUCGUCGCUAUGGCACGCAGCUUGCGAUAAAGACGUGUCAGCGUCUGCUGGCUGCCGGUGUAAACUCGUUGCAUUUCUACACGAUGAAUCUGGUUGCUACAGUGACGCAGGUACUGGAAGAUCUACAACUGCUGCGUGCACGCAACCAGCGCGAGCUACCGUGGCAGUCGACACUGCAGCGCUCGACCGUUGAGGGUGAGCAGGUGCGUCCCAUCUUCUGGUCUAACCGCCAGGCUAGUUAUAUAGCGCGUACUGCUGCGUGGGACGAGUUUCCUAAUGGACGAUGGGGAGAUCGCACAAGUCCAGCCUAUGGUGAACUUUCGGAGUACUAUCUGGCUUUCAAGAGACCGAAGGUCCAACGUGCUGAACUAUGGGGCACUCCACAAACAGAAGAGGAUGUGUGGAAUGUGUUUGUUCGUUUCAUUGGUGGCCAGGUGAAGCAACUGCCAUGGUGCGAGCAGGCUCUGUCACCUGAAAGCGCUGCUAUCCGCGAAAAUUUGCAGUGGCUAAAUUCCAACGGCUUCCUCACAAUAAAUAGUCAGCCACGGGUGAACGGUGCUCCUUCGCGUGACACGUCCGUCGGCUGGGGUGGUGACGACGGUAUUGUAUUCCAGAAAGCUUACGUGGAAUUCUUUGUUGCCCCUGACAAGAUAGCACAUUUGGUAAAAGUCAUGCGACGAGACUACCCACAGCUAUCGUUCCAUGCCCUUAACCGCCCGGGCGAUGAGCACCGCAACAUUCCACUCCACAGCGUCACGGCCGUAACGUGGGGCGUUUUCCCUGGCCUUGAAAUUGUCCAGCCAACAGUCGUGGACUCGGAUUCUUUUGCUGCCUGGAAGGACGAGGCAUUUGAAUUGUGGCAGACCCAGUGGGCAUCGGCCUAUCCGGAAGGUUCACGUUCACGUGAAGUCAUUCAACACAUUUAUGACACGUACUUUCUUGUUAAUAUUGUCGACAAUGACUAUGCUAACGAUGAGGCUGAUAUCUUUAGUAUCUUUACGCGAAUUAUUACGGAAACGAUGGACAAGGAACAGCUGCGUGCGCGUGUGUUGGAGCUGGAAACUCACAAAGAGAAGAUGUUUGACACCCUAACGUCAUUCCAGUCGUUGCAGGAUGAACAGAAUAAAGAAUUGCGGGCUGCACACUCGGAACUUAUCAUUCCGUCUAGUUUGAAGAUCUCACGCCACUUUUGCAAAGUAAAAGAAGCAAUCGCAAUCAUGAAAAGGGACGGGCGGGUUUCAAGUGGCUGUGUACUACCUACUACUCGUUCUUCUCAUAGUGUUGCUGACACUAUUGGAAUAGUGUGA